This is a messenger RNA of Lotus japonicus, 1791 nucleotides long. RefSeq lists its product as uncharacterized. Gene Ontology annotation, cellular component: endoplasmic reticulum tubular network. Bases 285 to 1502 code for a protein of 405 amino acids. The record is from RefSeq and is a predicted model, not a curated record. The transcript has 6 exons. Gene Ontology annotation, biological process: endoplasmic reticulum tubular network organization. NCBI's taxonomy places the organism in Eukaryota, Viridiplantae, Streptophyta, Magnoliopsida, Fabales, Fabaceae.
GCCAUAACGACCAGUGUGUACGGUGUGGGUUUCUAUUCUCUUUUCUCUCUUUUCAAUUCAUCUCAAAGAAAGAAACCUUACCUCACCUCACAGACACGCAUAUAGUUUUUCCCAAUUCUUGGGGAUUCAAAAUUCAUCGAGUGGCAUCAUCAUCGAACUUCAUCGAUCGAUCGCCACCCUCGUCCUGCGUGUUCGUCAAAUCUUCCCCCAUUUUCAAUCCCCAAAUCACGAGAUCUGAACGAAACCGCAUCUCAAUCAUCCACCGGACGAGGAAACUAGAGGGGAUGGCUGAUGAUGAUAAAGCAGUUGGGGAAGGUGGUGAGAAGAAAGAGACGAGUCCUACUGCUGCCGGUGCCGGUGGCGAUGGAAAGAAGAAGCCCAAGGGAUUCUUUUCCCGGAUUUGGAAUGGUAUAUUUAGGUUACAUGGUGAUGAUUUUGAGAAGAGACUUCAACACAUUUCUAAAGAGGAAGCUACUGUUAUGUCUAGAAUGAGCAAGAGAUCGCGAACAUGGAGACGAAUGUGCCGCAAUCUUAUUAUAUUUUCUGUUAUAUUUGAGGUCAUUGCUGUAAGUUAUGCUAUUAUGACAACAAGAUCAGUGGAUAUGAAUUGGAAAAUGAGGGCAAUCCGGGUUUUGCCUAUGUUUCUUUUGCCUGCACUAUCAUCUGCUGCGUAUUCAGGAUUUGUCAGCUUCACCAAAAUUUGUGAUCGCAGGGACCAGAAAAUUCUUGAUAGGCUUCGAGCUGAAAGGCAAGCAAAAAUUGAUGAGCUCAAAGAAAAGACAAAUUAUUACUCUACACAACAGCUCAUUCAGAGAUAUGACACUGACCCAGCUGCAAAGGCAGCUGCUGCAACUGUUUUGGCAUAUAAGUUGGGUGCAGAUUCUGGUUUGAAAGUGCAUAUGGGAGAUGAAUCCAAACCCAAUUCUGCAACGGGGAAGAGCAAUGAUGUUGAACUUGUGCAGUCUACUGGACUUCGAAAUCGGAAACAAGUUCACUCUAGUCCAGGGACAACCACAACAAAUUUUGAUGAGCAACAAUUAGUAGAUUCUGGGGGGAUUGAUCAAACUCAGACCUCUGAGUACAAUCAGCUUGUUGUUGUUGAACAUCAACAUCCUCAAAGCUCCACCGCGCAAGAUGGAGGAUGGAUUGCACGGAUUGCAGCGUUGCUUGUGGGUGAGGAUCCAACUCAGUCUUAUGCUCUCAUAUGCGGUAACUGCCAUAUGCAUAAUGGUCUAGCUCAGAAGGAGGAUUUCCCAUUUAUCACUUACUAUUGCCCGCACUGUCACGCGCUGAACAAACCAAAGAAUUUGCAUUUGGAUGAGCGUAUCUCUGGUCUUGCAUCCCCAAACACGGUGUCUCCGAAAACAGACGAUGGUGGGGCAGUUAAAAGUGCUAGCCCUUCUGCUGCUGAGAGCAUCAUCCCAAGCAAUAGCCCUGUAAGUGCUGGCCCGGAAAUUGAGGAAAUAUCAGAAAAAGAAAGUUUUGAGGAGAAAGCUAAUUGAAAGGGUAUCCUACUUUUCGUGUUUUGGCUGUUGGGUUGCCAUGUUUCACCCCUUGUUCACGGCACUGAGCUGACUAUAUUAUGGGGAAGAACUAUGCAGUUGGUUUCCUUUGUUGGCAUUGCAAUCGAAAGAGUGCGGAAAUAGUCUGAUACAUAUUAUGAUUUGUCAGUACAUAGAUUACAUGGAUUGCUUGUGAGUUAAUGCAAUUUUGGUAUGUUGAUGUCUUUUUCUUGGUGUUAUGUUGUUUGUGAUCAUGCAUCUUUUUAGGUUUCUAUUAUGCUUUUCUAUA